Cladocopium goreaui is the source of this 856-nucleotide messenger RNA. The record is from the annotation of a GenBank genome assembly. NCBI's taxonomy places the organism in Eukaryota, Dinophyceae, Suessiales, Symbiodiniaceae.
AGGCAAGAAGAGUUGCCACGGAGCCUGUACAUCUCGGACAAGAAGCAUUUCUAGAUUUACAGGCUGCCUGGCAGCGUGAACGAGACGAGUGGGUUGCAACUUGCGAUAAACUGCGCUGUCAAACCCUUGCUGCUCAAGGGGAAGCCGAGGCAGCACGCCUGACUGAGGAGUUGCAGUCUUUGCGUGUGAAGCUGAGCGAGGCAAGAAGAGUUGCCACGGAGCCUGUACAUCUCGGACAAGAAGCAUUUCUAGAUUUACAGGCUGCCUGGCAGCGUGAACGAGACGAGUGGGUUGCAGCUUGCGAUAAACUGCGCUGUCAAACCCUUGCUGCUCAAGGGGAAGCCGAGGCAGCACGCCUGACUGAGGCAGAAGCCGCUGCGGCGGCAAAAGCGAGACAGCAAGCUGAGCCCAACCAAGUGGAGGAAGAUCGCUUGCAUUUGCGUCAGCUUCACUCCCAGCUUCAGCAGCUCAUACACGCGGCCAAAGUAACCGGAGAGCUCGAGGCGAAAGCUGCCAAGGCUCUGUCCGAAGCCGCAGAUGAGAGAGAGGACCUCCCAGGUGGGCUUGAUGAGGUCCUGGCCUACCAGACCCUGGUGGCGCGGCUCCGCUCGGAGCUGCGCUGGGAAAAGGAGCGACGCCACAGUUGCGACGAGGCUUUAGAAACCCUUCGGGGUUCGUAUGGUCUCUUACUGAGCAGGGCUUUGCGCGUUCGGAAGUGAGCUGCAGUGGCAGCCUUCAACCCAGGACGGAGACAACGUUUUAAAAGUAGUUUUUUGAACCAACCUGUACCAUAAACUCUGCAAGCCAUAUGGCUUCAGGUAGGCUUAAUGAUCCCCUUUCAGCGUUUGCUGAAAAC